GCUGGGAUAACAGAUUCGAUCCACAGCAAUCCGCAGUCGCACAGAUCUAACUACAGUCACACCGUUCUGUCACAUACUAGCAUUUCUCCCCAGGCUCCCUGGCAUCCUCUCACACUUUCCCUGGCCAUAAUAUAUGCACAUCGCACUGGGUACUUUGGACGGGGCUGGGAAUGGGUUGGUGCUUGUGUGUGUGUGUGCGUGAGAUGUAUGUGCGUGUGGUUAGCUGGCAUGUGAAUGGUGUCCCUGUUCGCAGCCAGAGAUGGGCGAGGGGGCUUGGGGAGGCAUUGGGCAGUUCUCUUUGGUGGACACCCUCACCCUCACCCUCACAGUGGUCGCAGGCAUCGCUGCGGCUUCCAUCUUUCUCAUUCCCAUCGAGGUUGAUAGGUCGUUGAGAAAUGCGAACUUGAUCAUUCCGAUUGUGAGUUUGAUAAGUAGACACAUGUACAUAUACUCAGAUAUAACAGGAGUGUGUAAAAUCACACGCCUGCGUGUUCUGAGGAGAAGUAAGGAAAGCCAUUCAUGUGAAGGUGGGGGGGAGAAUGUUACUCUUGCAAUCCAGUAGAGGUUAGUCACUUGUGUGUCAAUGAGUGUGCAACGCUAGGUCAUCUUGCACGGCGGUUGGCGCUUCCCACCUAUCGACGAUGCUUCUAGAUCGACACCCUCAAUCAGCACGAACGCACAAUGACGCGACGAUUCACCAUCCGUGACUUCCAGGGAUGUUAAUGCAUUACAAAACGAUACAAUAUGAAUAGGGGACGUUUGGUUCGAUAGUUUGCAGGGUCCCAAGCCAAACAUGACAACAAUCUAAUCUCGAAGGGCAAUUUGUUCGAAAGUUCUGCGGAAGAAAAGCGCUUGCGCACAAACUAAGGUAUGGUCCCUGAGCUUUAGCCUCCUCUCUCUCUCUCUCUCUCCUUGUUGUGGACACCUGGAAUGGAGAUGGUGGCAGGAACG
Messenger RNA from Cantharellus anzutake, 951 nucleotides. RefSeq lists its product as uncharacterized. The transcript has a single exon. Lineage: Eukaryota; Fungi; Basidiomycota; Agaricomycetes; Cantharellales; Hydnaceae. The record is from RefSeq and is a predicted model, not a curated record. The coding region runs from base 260 to 562 and encodes 100 amino acids.